Saccostrea cuccullata (small rock oyster) is the source of this 3121-nucleotide messenger RNA. Its product is annotated as serpin B6-like. The record is from RefSeq and is a predicted model, not a curated record. Bases 358 to 1620 code for a protein of 420 amino acids. Gene Ontology annotation, molecular function: serine-type endopeptidase inhibitor activity. The transcript is spliced from 3 exons. Lineage: Eukaryota; Metazoa; Mollusca; Bivalvia; Ostreida; Ostreidae.
CAUUAUAUCAAAAUGUGGAUAUCAAAACAUUCUGUACAGUGUAUUUCAUUUGUUAAUAUGUAAAAGGACCAUAGACUGAAACUCCUCCGCAAAUCGAAACUUGAUAUUUCUCGUCACGGUCGUAAAUUGUUUUAUAUUUUGAACUGCGCAUUUCAUACAAAAAAGUUAAACACCCAAACAAAGACUGGGUGUACAUUUAUUUUUGCUUCCCGACUUUCUGCAUGUAAACACAUUUAAAAUCUGUGAGAGUAUAUGAAGGAGGAAUAUUUUGUGGGGACAAACCUUUUCAGAUUAAACUAAACCAGACACAAAAGUUUCAUCUUCAUAUCCAGAAUUUGCAAAAGGAUUUUAGUGUUUAUGCUUGCGGUAGUUUAUUGUACCAAGUACAAAAUGGCAAUUAGAUUACCUUUCUCAAACAAAAAAGCGCCUGCAGCAUUUCCAACUAAAGAACUGUCUGCAUCUUUCUCCAGAGCUAACAAGAGAUUCAUGCUAAGUCUACUGAAGCAGUUACCAUCAGAAUCCAAUAUCUUCUAUUCGCCGUUCAGCAUUUCAACAGCCCUAGCAAUGGCUCAUCUGGGAGCAAGAAUAGAAACCCUAAAAGAAAUGACUCAAGCCCUUCAUUUUGAGGAAAUGGACAAAGAUGUCCAUGCAGCAUUUGGCUCUUAUCUGGAUUUCUUGACAAAGGAAACCGGUGAUUGCACUCUUAAAACUGCCAAUAGAAUCUAUCAAAGCAUGAGGUUCAAACCUGAGAAAUCUUUCCUAAAAGACUGCAACAAACAUUUUAAAGCUACAUUAGAGAGCGUGGAUUUCUCUCAGUCUGAAGCAGCAAGCAAAAGCAUUAAGACCAAUUCUCUAAUUGCUCUUAACUCCUGGGUCAGUAAGCAAACUGAAAAUAAAAUCCAAGAUCUGAUUCCAGCAAGUGCGCUGGAUGAACUUACAUUCAUGGUUCUAGUAAAUGCCAUCUACUUCAAAGGAAACUGGGAAAUAAAAUUUGAAAACAGAAGCACCAGAAAAAUGCAAUUCCGAAGCAGAAGAAAGGAGGUUUUUUUAACAGAUAUGAUGUAUCAAGAGGACUAUUUCAGAUUUUGUCACAUACCAGACCUAAUGAUUAGUGCCCUUGAGUUGCCAUACCAGGGAAAAACCCUCAGCAUGCUGAUCAUUCUACCCGACGCCGUGGAUGGUUUAGAGCAUCUGGAGAAAAGUUUAUCUGAAGAUGUCUUCAAAACAGUAAAUGGUAACUUGAGAAAUGUGGAAGUUAAAGUAUAUCUUCCAAAAUUCAAAAUGGAGUCGACCUUCGAGUUAAAGCCUUAUUUGUCAGCCUUGGGUAUGCCCUCAGCAUUUGACAUGGAAAAGGCUGAUUUUACAGGAAUGAAUAAAGAGGAGAAAAUGUGCAUAAACAAUGUCUUCCAUAAAGCCUUUGUCGAAGUCAACGAAGAAGGGACCGAAGCUGCUGCAGCCACAGGGUCCGUUGUAACAGUCAGGUGUGCGAAACAUACACCAAUGUUUCGGGCAAAUCAUCCCUUCCUGUUCUUUAUCAGAGAUUCUGUACAUGACAUCAUAUUAUUUGCUGGAAGAUUUUAUAAACCAACAACAGUAUAUGAACUUACAACAAACAAUUAAACAUUAUGUAUUCAUUUGCAUUGUACUGCGAGGCAUGGUACUGUUAUUAAAAUAUUUUCACAUAUUAAGAUAUGAAUAGAUAAAAUUUGAGUUUGGUGAAUUUACUAUUGUUGUUGAGGAAUUAUCGUUUAAAGCUUCUGCAAACUAAAAAAUGUCAUUCUUAAUGUAUGUGGCUCACUCAAACGACUGUUGAGAUUAAUAUUUUUUAACUUUUUCAAUAGAAAUUUGCAUUACUCAAUUUGUUGGGGAACAAAACAAACAUUUUUAUAACUGUACAAAUACUGUAUAUAAUAAAUGUCUACAGACAGCAACAAAAACCCGUCGUCGUCUUUCUAUAAUUUAUAAGUAUGCGUCAAAGAUGCAGUUCUUUAAUAAAUGCAGUGGGGACUAAUAGGGACUGGUUUUGUAUUCACAAAAGCAUAGUCGAUUUUCAUUCGGACAACAUAUGUAGAGAUAUGACCAACCCUUUCAUAAACAUAAAUUAUGUAGUUAAUAUUGUGAAACAGCAUUAGUUUGUUAUGAAAUAUAAAGAGAAAACGAGCAGUACUGUAAUCUCAAAAUAAUAUUUGAUAUUUUGUUUUAAUUUUCAUUGUAUCGAAUGAUAACAUCUUUACUUGUGUGUUUUGUACAACACAAUUCUUAUGAUAUGAAAUAAAUAUGCUAUUACUGUGUAAAAAUUAUAUAAAAGAAAUCCAAUGUGCAGAUACUGAUGUGUAGCGCUACUGUUCUACAAUUUGAGAUCUGAAAUUUUGAAGAUUGGUUCAAUAAAUACCUGUGUGCAAAUGAAAAUACUUAAAUAAAUAGACACUUUAUAAACGCCGUAUUUGGUCUAGAAUAAUGUAAAAAACAUGAAAUAUAAUGUAAUAGUUUUUUUUUAAAUUUACAAAAUAAGAUGUUGUUUUUACGGAACAAUUAAGCAUGAACUGCUAUUCAAUACUUUUAUGAAUAUUGAUGAAGAUGAAGGACAUGCGUAAACUGUAGUUAUACACGCAUGACCGCCUAUAGAUGCCUUGUUAAAUGCCUAAUAUCAAGCGCAGAUACUUCUUAUCCCACGAUCUACAUUCAACAUGCUGGACGAAAAGUAAAAGAGACCCGUGCACAGGAAAGGACAAUAAGAUGCACUUGGAUUGGGAAGAAAAGCCUAGCGGAUUGGAAUAUGCAUGACUAUCACAUCAUAUGUGUGAGUGGAUAUAUGGAUGUGUUUAUGUGUGUGCUAAAAUCCUUUGUAUUUUGCUUUUUUAGACAUUUAAUGUUUUUAUACUGUAGAAGUACUUUUUUCCGCGUGGUAUUAAUUUACGCUAUGUAAGCGGUCACAAAUAAUCCGCGAAAUUUAUCACAGCGUACUUGAUAUAAAUUUAAGGCAUAUAUUGACACACUAGAAAAUCCGCGUGAUUUUCUACCCGAGGAUUAAACAGAAAUUGUGAUUCCGCGGAAUUAUGACCCCGUGGAAAAAAGUACGUCUACGUUAUAUAUUUAAAUAAUGGAUAAUGUAAAUAAAAAU